UCUAUAAUGCCUGAAACCAGGUAGCAAAUGCCCUGUGUUAUUGGUGGCACCACUGCUGGUCUCCAUGCCUAGCCACUGCUUUGAACCCAUUCUGGCCCUUAUGGCCUUCCAUACACUGUUCCAACAUAUAAUAGGGAUCCUGCGUCUCUGCUGCCGUCGUCACCACCCGGAGCGCUCUUUUAACAUCUGCUGUCUCUAUACAAGCUCGCAUGGAUAUUAACUGAUUGACGUUUGUUUGCUUUGCUUCUCGGAGGCCUGGAAAUCCACGCUGUUUUGGAGAUUUCAGGAUUAUCGAGAUGGACGCACAUCCGGAUCAUGAGCGCUGCGAAGUGGUGGACCGAGGCGGACCGGAUGGCGCUGAAAGCCGCGAGCUGAAUGGAGCCAAGCGGCAGGCAGUCGUCUGGAGAAACGUUAUCCUCAUGGGUCUGCUUCAUGCUGGAGCAUUGUACUCCGUGCUCCUCAUCCCCAUAGCGCAUCCCUUCACCUGGAUCUGGUCCUAUAUAUGUUUCUUGAUCACAGCCCUCGGGGUUACAGCUGGAGCCCAUCGCUUAUGGAGUCACAGGUCUUACAAAGCCAAACUGCCGCUAAGGAUUUUCCUGGCUGCCGCCAACUCCAUGGCCUUCCAGAACGAUAUCUUCGAAUGGUCCAGAGAUCACAGGUCCCAUCACAAAUACUCUGAGACAGAUGCCGACCCCCACAAUGCAAGGCGAGGCUUCUUCUUCUCACAUGUAGGCUGGCUGUUUGUGCAGAAACACAAAGAUGUGAUCGAAAAAGGCAAGCGGCUGGACCUCAGUGAUCUGCUGGCUGAUCCUGUCGUUAUGUUCCAGAGGAAAUAUUACAAAAUCUCAGUGCUGGUGAUGUGCUUCUUCCUGCCCACUCUGGUACCAUGGUACUUCUGGGGAGAAAGCAUGUGGAACUCCUACUUUCUGGCCUCUGUCUUACGCUACACUGUUGCUCUCAAUCUCACCUGGUUAGUCAACAGCGCUGCGCAUAUGUACGGCAACCGGCCCUACAACAAGAAUAUCAACCCUCGAGAAAACCGCUUCGUCACAUUUGGAGCUAUUGGGGAAGGUUUCCACAACUUCCAUCACACGUUUCCUUUUGACUAUGCAGCCAGUGAAUUUGGCUUGCGCUACAACCCCACCACAUGUUUCAUUGAUCUCAUGUGCUGGCUCGGCCUCGCUAGCAACCGGAAGAGAGCCACACCGGAGAUGAUCAUGGCUCGGAAGCUAAGGACAGGUGAUGGGAGCACCUGAAAAACCGAAUGCAGCAUAGAGCUCUCAGCACCACUUAUAUAUAAGAAUGGCAAUGUAAAAGUGGAGUGUUGUGUUCUUUCUUUAAAAUGUCUUUACUGCUCAUCUGUCACAGAGCAAAUGAUUAUAAACAAGGUAACCAUUGUGCUGGCUUUAUAGAUUUAGCUCAAACUUGUGGACAUUUUUGGUUUCAUAGGGGAGUUGAUUUUAACGUGAAUCAUUUUGUUGCAUAUCUUUCUGAAUGCAUUGGUGACCAGUGUUUUUUUGUUUUUUCUUAGUUAGGCAAUCUAUGUAACUUUAGCAUUGAGCAAUGCAUCCACAUAUUUUGUAGCAUACUUAAGGUAGGAUACAUUAAUGCUAUGAUUACAUUUGCCCACAACUACCCUAUAAAGUAAUAUCCUAAUCUUAUUUUCAUUGUAAUCUGCCAUGUGCAGGCUUUGCCUUAAAUUGCUGCUUUUUGUAAUUUCACCCAAAACAGACACUUUAAUACAGUAAAGCCCAAGUUGUUCAUGUUUUUCGUGAGCACAUGGCCUAACUGAUCCAAAUGAUAAGGUGAUGAGUAAAUUUGCACUAUUUGAGCACGCAUUCAGUGCUAGAAGGAUUGCAUGGCUGCUCUUGUUAUCAUAUGUUAGCUAUCAGGUGCACGAUAUCAUGGCAUCACUAGGAAGAAAAAGAAAAUUAAAGUGAAACCACCUGUCAGUUUUCUCCUGUUGCUAACAUUAAUAUUAUAGAAAGGUUUACACGGAUUGUGUAGGAAUGCAAGAAUAAUGCAUACUUUAUUGUCUCCCAUUUUAAAAUUGAUUGCACAAGUUUGUUACAUGUUGGUCACAUUAAUGCCCUGAGUUAUUAGAUGAUUUAUAACCUAUUUUUGGAUUACUGUUGCAUAGCACACCAAAAAAGAAUCACACAUGUAGAAAUGACUUGCAUUCAGUCAAAUCCAUUGACAUGAAGGAUUUUGUGGAGUAGCAUAUUAUAGAUUUCCUCCAUUCUUUUUUCAUGUGUCGUUGCCCAUAAGUGCAUUAAUGUCUGGCUGUGUAACUUGUUGCUCUGUGUACAUCAAUGCAUGUAACUACUUUUGUCUUUACCAUGCUAUAGGAAUGAAGUUGCAUUUAGAUUCCUGGCAUUUUCUUGCAGUCAGAUUAUAUUAUACAAUGACUGGGCCUAGGGCCACUCUUCCAGACAAUGAAUAAAAAUAAAUAGUGAUAAUCUGACUCAUACAAAUAGCAUUACAUGUUGGUGCUGCUUAUAGGGAUAGAAACAAGAGUUCUGAGUUUUAAACCACAAUCUGAGUGCACAUUUAUGACUUUAUUAAUGAAUUUGGGAUUAUCUGGUAGCGCAAAAUUGUGCAAAAGAACCAGAGAGAGAGAGAGAGAGAGAGAGAACUUAUUCUUGACACUAACAUUAACAAACAAAUUUAUAUAAACAUAUAUUUUACAUUAGAAUUAGAGGAAUGGUUUGCCCUGAAACACAGUACAUGUGUGUAAAAUAAAUUAUUUGUGAUGUA
Hemibagrus wyckioides is the source of this 2757-nucleotide messenger RNA. RefSeq names its product stearoyl-CoA desaturase 5-like. The record is from RefSeq and is a predicted model, not a curated record. Lineage: Eukaryota; Metazoa; Chordata; Actinopteri; Siluriformes; Bagridae. The transcript has 5 exons. Gene Ontology annotation, biological process: lipid metabolic process. Gene Ontology annotation, molecular function: oxidoreductase activity, acting on paired donors, with oxidation of a pair of donors resulting in the reduction of molecular oxygen to two molecules of water. The coding region runs from base 297 to 1256 and encodes 319 amino acids.